UUCUUGGAUUUAAUUACUAUAUUAUUACAACAAGAAGAAGCUAACUUGGCGGAACCAAAAGCCAUCUUUUCAUUAUAAAAUUAAAAAAAGCAAGUUUAGAAUCAGUUGAAUUUUAGUUUGCUUUUGUGAGUGGUGAACUGAAGAGAAUCUUAUUAUGGAACUUGAGGCUCAUAUUGAUCGUUUGCCCAUUGACUUGUUGGCUCAUAUUUUUGUUCUUUUCACUUCCUUCACUGAUUUAGCCCAGGCAAGCAGGGUUUGCAAGAGAUGGAAACAAGGUGUGAAGCAGUCUUUGGCGAGUAAACAAAAUCUUAGCUUUGCUGGUUGGAAGAUGGAUGAUGAUUCCACCUCUCGUCUUGUUUCUCAUGCUUAUAAUAUCAGAAAACUUGAUAUACCAAGGAGCCGCUGGAGUUGUCAAAUAACUGAUGCUGGACUUAUAAGAAUAUCAUUGACAAAGUGUGUCUGCAAUCUCACAUCCAUAUCAUUAUGGGGUUUGACUGGCAUCACAGAUGAAGGAGUUGUUCAACUGAUAUCCAGAACUAGGUCUUUACGACAUCUGAAUGUUGGCGGUACAUUUAUCACAGAUGAAUCUCUAUUUGCCAUUGCAAGAAGUUGCCCAAAAAUUGAGACCAUUGUUCUGUGGAGCUGUCGUCACAUAACUGAGAAUGGACUUAUUGCCCUAGUUGAUCAAUGCCUCAAGCUCAAAUCAAUGAAUGUAUGGGGAACAAGAGUUCCUGUGGACUGCCUUAACAAUUUACUUAUCAUGAGUCCAAAUCUUCAAAUAAAAAUCUAAAACUGGAUUGCAUGUAUAGAAUGAUGUCCAAGUUGCUGAUUCUAACAGUGGUAUUUUCACUGUUUUUAUUAAUGUACAGAUUUUUUUUACAUCUUGUACUCUUAAAUUUGAUUCCUGAAAAGAUGAGUAUAUCAAUAUUUUUUCUUGAAUAAUGUACAAAAAACAUCAUGUUUCGGUUCAUAACUUUGUAUUUUGGACUCUAUCAAGUUGUUAUUGUUGUAAACAUUUUUAGUUCACAAAAUAAGUCAUAAAGCAGGAUUACACUAAA
Cicer arietinum (chickpea) is the source of this 1058-nucleotide messenger RNA. Its product is annotated as F-box protein At5g67140. Lineage: Eukaryota; Viridiplantae; Streptophyta; Magnoliopsida; Fabales; Fabaceae. Gene Ontology annotation, cellular component: SCF ubiquitin ligase complex. Gene Ontology annotation, biological process: SCF-dependent proteasomal ubiquitin-dependent protein catabolic process. The record is from RefSeq and is a predicted model, not a curated record. Gene Ontology annotation, molecular function: protein binding.